AUGAGUAGCGACAAAUCACAGGAGACUGGCCAAAAUUCUCAAAAUAGUGCAAGCGAUGAGCCAUCGGAUCACAAGUUAAAGUUGCACUCCAGAAGACAUAACCACCCUAAAGAGUUCGACGCAGAUAAGCUAAGAAAACCUCAUACAGUGGUACAUGGUUUAGGCAGGCCUGGUUUAGGUGAGAUUCCGGGCGGGAAUGCUGGUGGACUACUAAGGAACGACCGCAGACCAGAGGCUCCCAGCCAGAAGAACUCCAGUGCUGGGGAAUGA
Molecule: messenger RNA, 270 nt
Organism: Torulaspora delbrueckii
Lineage: Eukaryota; Fungi; Ascomycota; Saccharomycetes; Saccharomycetales; Saccharomycetaceae
Exons: 1
Coding region: 1-270 (89 amino acids)
Source: RefSeq, a predicted model, not a curated record